AUGGAGCGACUAUGGCUUCUGCUCCUCCCGGCUGCAACGGCGGUCGUGCAUGAUGCUUACUUCAUUGAUGCCCUUCAGAAAAACAACGAAACGUGGCUUGCCGAAGAUGCUGAGAUCGACAAAAAGCUGAAUGCGCUGGAAGCUCGAUUCCGAAAGAAGCCCAACAUCAUAUACAUUUUGGCUGAUGACAUUGGCUGGGGCGAGUUGGGAUGGCAGGGUGGGGGCAAGCACCGUGGGACACCCACGGAUGGAUUGGAUGCCAUGGCUUUCGAGGGCAUGCGGUUUUGGUCUUCCUACGCCGAGCCUUCCUGUACUCCCUCCAGAACGGCUAUCAUGACAGGCCGCCACCCAGUGCGGACGGGUCUGUUGAAGGUGUUGUGGCCUGGCCAGACAGACGGCCUCUCGCCGGAAGAGUUCACCCUCGCAGAGGCGCUCUCAGCGGCCGGUUACCAUACUGCCAUGUGGGGCAAGUGGCACUUGGGUGAGCUGCCGGGGCAUGCUCCAGAAAACCAAGGCUUCGACUAUGCAUAUUACGGUCUCUUCAACGGGGCACCGGACAACUGGCCGGAGUCUCAUGACAUGUAUGAGUCCUCGCCCAAUGCCCACCGUGGAAUGUUCUACGACUUCCCUGGCGUAGAGGCUUAUCGAGAAGAGACGGGCAUCGACCUCUCGGAGUGCGCCUUCGUCGGACGUCGCGGCCAGGCUCGCAAACGCCUCGACGGCCCUGCCGGGACGUUGGGCCCCCGCAGGCAGGAAUACUUCGAAGAAGAGUCCAUCAAUCAGAUCACCAGGUACGUGCAGGAGAAGGCUAAAGGCGAAAAGCCCUUCUUCAUCUACUGGGCGACCUACACGCAGCAACUGCAAGGUUCGACGGCGCAGAUGAAGGAUCCUCAUGUCGACAAGGCCAAUGCGCAGGCGUCGAUGAUGGCAGCACACAGCAAGUACGUUACUCGGCUCCUGGAGACCUUGCAAGCCGAGGGCAUCGCGGAGAACACCCUGGUCGUAUGGUUCAGCGACAACGGGCCAAUGUAUGCCUUCUUCCCGAACUCAGGCUACUCCUGGCUGCGGGGCGGGAAGGGCACUGUGCUGGAGGGCGGCGUGAGGGUGCCGGCGAUGGCCUGGUGGCCUGGGAUGAUCCAGCCACGGCAGGAUCCCGUCGACCUGCUUCACCUCACCGAUCUUUAUACCACGGCUGCUCGCCUGGGUGGUGCUCUGUCCCACAUACCUGAGGAUCGCGUCUUAGACGGCGUGGACCAGGUUCCGUUACUGCUCCUGGGUGAAGGCCAUGGGCGGAGGAGCACUAUGUUCCAUUACAGUGGCAGCGAGUUGGGCGCCAUUCGCCACAAAGACUUCAAGGUCCACCUGAAGGGGAGCAUGGGAGGAUUGCCGAACAUGGAGUUCUACAACGUCAGAAGGGCCCACAAGAGGCAGAUGCAUCGGUUUCCGAAUCGGGGCGAGCUGGGCGAGACUGACAUGGGCGACGGCGAUGGCGAUGCCUCCGAGUCGUCGCGGCGGGAGCCACGGCGGAUCGCGCAAGCGAGAUCGGAAAAGCGGCACGUUCAUGGUGGCGUUGAAAGGCUGCUGAUUUGGCUCGAGGGCGGCGAGGACCUCUUCCACCGCAGCUCCCCGCUUGAGCGCAGCCUUACCAUCGGGAUCUUCGGGAUCUUGGUUGCCAGCAUGGGAUUCACGGCACUAUCCAACUGCAGUCUUAGCGGCGACCGAUGCGCAUUGGAGCGAGCGCGCAGGCAAAGCUUGGCCGUGGAAGUGGCGAGGCUCCGCAGUGAGCUGAGCGUGCCAGUGCACCCUGCCUUGGCCUCUGGUGCUUUCUCUGCAGGAGAAGAUCUUCCGCAGAGGCCAGAGCCUGCUUACACCCCUGCGUUUCACCUGCGCGGGGCGGUGAGUGAGAGCGAGGCCGACGUGGCCGAUGGGGCCGACCUUGCAGCCGAUCCGUAA
Molecule: messenger RNA, 1953 nt
Organism: Symbiodinium sp. CCMP2592
Lineage: Eukaryota; Dinophyceae; Suessiales; Symbiodiniaceae
Source: the annotation of a GenBank genome assembly